Molecule: messenger RNA, 3203 nt
Organism: Triplophysa dalaica
Lineage: Eukaryota; Metazoa; Chordata; Actinopteri; Cypriniformes; Nemacheilidae
Gene: camk2d2
Product: calcium/calmodulin-dependent protein kinase (CaM kinase) II delta 2
Exons: 21
Coding region: 252-1814 (520 amino acids)
Biological process (GO): protein phosphorylation
Cellular component (GO): cytoplasm; neuron projection
Molecular function (GO): ATP binding; calcium/calmodulin-dependent protein kinase activity; calmodulin binding
Source: RefSeq, a predicted model, not a curated record
CGCGCAUAAUGAUGAGCCCAUGGAACAGUCGGAUGUGAACGCGCUUUUUCCUUCCGUUUGUGAUCGACCCCCACUUUACCAUAUCUAAUCAACUGCCAUCGAUCGGCGCAUCUCACCUCAAGAGACAGAAACCCAAGCGGACUCUACGAUAUUUGCUCAAGUGCUCUCCAGUCGGUGUUAAGGAGGGACGAGAGGACCGUCUGCGCUUCUCCGCAUCAUCCUCUUCCUCGCGUUGCCGAUUCCCCAUCACAAUGGCUCUGACCAUUUGCACCAGAUUUACGGACGAAUAUCAGCUUUAUGAGGAGCUCGGAAAGGGAGCGUUUUCUAUUGUGAGACGAUGCGUGAAAAUAUCAUCCGGCCAAGAGUACGCUGCCAAAAUCAUCAACACGAAGAAGCUUUCCGCCAGGGAUCACCAGAAGUUGGAGAGAGAGGCCAGAAUUUGCCGUCUCUUGAAACACCCGAAUAUUGUGCGACUUCAUGACAGCAUAUCGGAGGAAGGCUUCCAUUACCUAGUUUUUGAUCUGGUUACCGGAGGUGAGCUGUUUGAAGAUAUUGUAGCGAGAGAAUAUUACAGCGAAGCUGAUGCAAGUCACUGCAUUCAGCAGAUUUUGGAGAGCGUUCAUCACUGCCAUGUCAAUGGGAUCGUCCACCGGGAUCUGAAGCCUGAGAAUUUACUGUUGGCAAGUAAGAUGAAGGGAGCUGCAGUUAAGCUCGCUGACUUUGGUUUGGCCAUUGAGGUCCAGGGUGAUCAGCAGGCAUGGUUUGGUUUUGCUGGUACACCAGGUUAUCUGUCCCCAGAGGUUUUGAGAAAAGAUCCAUAUGGCAAACCUGUAGACAUGUGGGCCUGUGGUGUUAUUCUCUACAUCCUGCUUGUUGGAUAUCCGCCAUUUUGGGAUGAAGACCAGCAUCGCCUCUACCAGCAGAUCAAGGCUGGCGCCUAUGACUUUCCCUCCCCUGAGUGGGACACGGUGACCCCCGAAGCUAAAGAUCUGAUUAAUAAGAUGUUGACCAUCAACCCUUCCAAACGCAUCACGGCUUCCGAAGCUCUCAAACACCCAUGGAUCUGCCAACGCUCAACUGUAGCCUCCAUGAUGCACAGACAGGAGACUGUUGAGUGCUUGAAGAAGUUCAAUGCCAGAAGAAAGCUCAAGGGUGCAAUUUUGACCACUCUGCUGGUCACAAGAAACUUCUCAGCAGCCAAAACCUUGUUGAACAAGAAGACAGAUGGUGUGAAGGUUAACAACAAAACCAACCUAGCCAGCGGCCCCAAAGACACAGGCCCAGCCCCAGCACUGGAGCCACAAACUACCGUGAUCCACAACCCAGUGGACAGAAACAAGGAAUCUACAGAGAGUGUCAACACUACUAUCGAGGACGAGGACCUCAAAGCUUGCCAAGUUAUCAAUAAAGCUCGAAAGCAGGAGAUCAUAAAGGUGACCGAGCAGUUGAUCGAGUCCAUCAACAACGGCGACUUUGAGGCUUACGCAAAGAUUUGUGAUCCUGGUUUAACUUCUUUUGAGCCAGAAGCGCUGGGAAAUUUGGUGGAGGGACAUGAUUUCCACAGGUUCUACUUUGAUAAUGCAUUGUCUAAAGGUAAUAAACCUGUACACACUAUACUACUGAACCCCCACGUGCACCUGAUCGGCGAGGAUGCGGCGUGCAUUGCCUACAUCCGUCUGACUCAGUACAUGGACGGGAGCGGGAUGCCGCGCACCAUGCAGUCAGAGGAAACCCGUGUGUGGCACCGCCGAGAUGGAAAGUGGCUUAACAUUCACUUCCAUCGCUCCGGAGCCCCCAGCGUGCCCAUCAAUUAAUGGAAUAUUAAGCUUGAGUUCCCCCUGUCGAGGAGUAACCAUCACCCAACUGUCUGUCAAUCAAGCUGGAGGAGUGUCUCCUAAGUCCACCUGCUUCCAUCCCUUCACGCCCUUCUCCCUUUCUCGUCAAGGCGCACAUGGACCAUAGAGUUGAAACAUUUUGUCAGAGGUCAUCACCUACACCGAAACCCGUGGGCAAUUCGCAAAUGUGGACAUUAAUAAAAGGAGUGUAUUUUUAACAUUUUAUUUUCUGUUUCUUUUUUUAAGCCGUUUUGGUAUUCAUUUUAAAUGUAUAGAUAUGUAAAGAGAAUCACCUUUCCCCAAGUCUGUACUGUAUUUUUAUGUCUGUGUGUUCAAUAUAUCAAAUUUUGAAAGAUAAGAAUGUUGAUAUUAAGCUUGCUAUCGUUCUGGUGAUGUACAUAUGUUGUGAUCGUUCAGAUAAAAAAACGCAAAAAUAAAAAAAUAUUUUAAAAAUACGUACUUUAAAUUCUGGCUUACAGCUAAAUGAAAACAUUUACGUAUACGCUGUCGAAGAUAUUUGUUUAUAUUCUCUAGCUUAAAAUGUUUGGCUCCUUAAUGAUUCCAAUUUUUUUGAUUUAUGAGAAUUGCUAAAUACUAAUAUGUUUACCUUAAUGUCAUAGAAUAUGAGAAGAAACAGAAGAGAAUGUAGCAUAUAUGAUACAUCAAACUGACAAGCAUUGGGUAAUUCAUGGAGGACUAUGUUUUUGAAUGAUCAUGGUUUUGUUUUUUGUUUUUCUCUUACGUUGUGUAAUGGCUUCCAUAUCGAAAUGUUUGUUUUAUUUUUAUCAGAUCUGUUACGGUAAUGAUGAUAGAGGCUAUUAUCAUUAUGACCCGACAUAUCUUAAAUUAUCACCCUACCUUCAGAUCUACGUAGCUUAUUUUUCCUAUAAUGAGUGGCUGUGAAACUAUUAUCCUUUGACUUUAUAUCAUGGCUGUAUGAGAAGAGAAAUUUACAGUAAGUAGCUUAUAAGAAACUACAUGUAUCAUUUCAGGCAUAUUUGUGCUUUUUAUUGAUGUUUGUUUUGCUAAUGGCAAGAAGAGCGAAAGCAGGCCAAGGCUGAUUUUCAAGCAUGCACACUGCCCUCAGUGGCGACAUCGUGUCUGUGCGCCACUAAAUUGGAAGAUGAUGUCAUAGAGAUGGUGAUGUCAGAACGGUCUUCCUUGAGGAAAAACCUCAUCAUUACUGGACUAUGCCAAUGCCAUAUACUUCUUUCUGUUUUUUUUCCAUUUCAUUUCUCUUUUAAAGACAUUUCCUCAGAAACCUCAAAGCCAAUAUGAGGGUGCGAAACACAUCAUUUGUUGCCAUGGUGGCGCUAGCAAAGCAACAUAUUUAAUGAAAAUUACAAUAAAGGUGUCAUAUGUACUGAA